This is a messenger RNA of Nematolebias whitei (Rio pearlfish), 661 nucleotides long. It is a transcript of the gene fkbp14, whose product is annotated as FKBP prolyl isomerase 14. The transcript has 4 exons. The record is from RefSeq and is a predicted model, not a curated record. Lineage: Eukaryota; Metazoa; Chordata; Actinopteri; Cyprinodontiformes; Rivulidae. Gene Ontology annotation, molecular function: calcium ion binding; peptidyl-prolyl cis-trans isomerase activity. The coding region runs from base 1 to 636 and encodes 211 amino acids.
AUGAUGCUAUUUUCUGUUUUAUCGAUAUUACCUUCAGUAUUUGUUUUUGUCACUGGGGGGAAACUUCCUGAACCCGACGUGAAAAUCGAGGUGAUGCACAAACCUUUCCUGUGUUCACGCAAAACAAAAUAUGGAGACAUGCUUCUUGUUCAUUACGAGGGAUUUCUGGAGAGUAAUGGCACAAUGUUUCAUUCCAGCCGCAAACAUGGAGAUAAAAACCCUCUUUGGUUCACUCUUGGGAUGAAAGAGGUGCUGAAAGGCUGGGACAAAGGUCUGCAGAACAUGUGUGCAGGAGAGCGCAGGAAGCUGACCAUCCCUCCAUCACUUGCAUAUGGCAAGGAAGGACAAGGUAAUAUUCCUCCAAGCAGUACUUUGAUUUUUGACAUUGAGCUCAUGGAGAUCCGAAAUGGUCCCAGGUCACAUGAAUCUUUCAGGGAUAUGGACCUCGAUGACGACUGGAAACUCUCCAGACAAGAGGUGAAAGAGUUCUUGAAGAAGGAGUUUGAAAAACACGGCUACUUCCCUAAUGACACGGAACAUGACGUGAUGGUGGAGGACAUCUUCAAAAAUGAAGAUGAAGAUAAGGAUGGUUUUAUAUCUGCCAGGGAGUUCACCUACCUGCAUGAUGAGUUCUGAAGGACUCAUAUUUAUCUUUUUUUUU